This is a messenger RNA of Lolium rigidum, 1349 nucleotides long. RefSeq names its product RING-H2 finger protein ATL51-like. Lineage: Eukaryota; Viridiplantae; Streptophyta; Magnoliopsida; Poales; Poaceae. The record is from RefSeq and is a predicted model, not a curated record. The coding region runs from base 122 to 1309 and encodes 395 amino acids. The transcript has a single exon. Gene Ontology annotation, biological process: protein ubiquitination.
CAAGCGAGAAGAAAAACAAAGAGUCCAACCGCACGAUCCUCCCUCCCACUUUCCCCGGCCCUUCUUCCUCCACCAGUCCACGCCCCAUGCCGCCGUCGUCGCCGCCCGCCUGAUCCAACCCAUGCCGCGCCACCACCGCCGCCGGAUCCUCUUCGAGUACGACGACGACCAUGGGGCUUGCGACCCCUGGCUCGGCUGCCCCUCGCCUCCCUCCCCGCCCCCUUACACCUUCUCUCCAACCCCGUCUCCCUCGCCCUCGCCCCGGCCUUCCGAUUGGUCAUUCCUGAUCACCCCUCCCGUCCCAGCCUGCGAGCCGGCCCCUUCGCCCGAUCGCCAGCCCGCCGCCGGCAGGCGCAACCAGUGGGCAACAAACACCUACCCUCCCGCGACAGUCCCCGCGCCCGGCACCGACGCGCACCACCGCCGCUUCGUCACCAACGUCCUCAUCGCCGCCGCGGCCCUCGCGUUCCUCUCCCUGAUCCUCUUCGGCGUCUCGGUCGCCGUACGCCGACGGCAAAUCCGGCGGCGGCGCAGGCAGGCCCUACUCGCCCCGGCCCCGGCCGCGACCACCAACGACCCGGAGGGCGGGGGCGGGGGCGGGGGCGGAGGCGUGGUGCACCACGUCUGGUACAUCCGGACCGUCGGGCUCGAAGAGGCCGCGAUCGCCUCCAUCGCCGCCACGCGGUACCGCGCGGGGGCGCCCGGGCUCGUCGGCGCGGCAGACUGCUCCGUCUGCCUCGGCGAGUUCGGCGACGGCGAGCUCCUGCGCCUGCUGCCCAAGUGCGGCCACGCGUUCCACGUCCCCUGCAUCGACACCUGGCUCCGCGCCCACGUCAACUGCCCGCUCUGCCGCUCCGACGUCAUCGACUCGGCUGCCACGGCAAUUCAGGUCGACGCCGAUCCCGCAGCUGAUCCAGAUGCGAACGCCAACGUCGCAGCCGACCAAGUGCCUACCGCGAGCGACCCAACGCUGGAGCACGAAGAGGCAGACGAGGACGACCAAGAAGCACCGCACGUCCAAGACAACCAGCACGAGCACCAACCCAGCUCGCCAGAGCCAUCGCCAUUGCCGCAGCCCCCGUGCCCGCUGCCGCGGAACAUGCGGCGCGCGGCUUCCAUGGACGCGGCGCUGGUCUCGGCCGCGGCAGACGUCGCAGCGUUGGAUCGGCUGCCGGAGGCGGCCCCCGAAGGGGAGCAGAGCGACAGGGAGAAGGAUCUAAGCACCGAGACGCCCGCGCCCGCCGCCGGUCCCCCGAGGUUCUUCUUCUCGCGGCAUUGCCGUGCUCGGAGCUCUGUGCUGCCCUUGUGACGGCCGGUGCCACAGAGAUCUCCGAGCUGAAUUUUGAUCC